Nyctereutes procyonoides (raccoon dog) is the source of this 6349-nucleotide messenger RNA. It is a transcript of the gene TAB3, whose product is annotated as TGF-beta activated kinase 1 (MAP3K7) binding protein 3. Gene Ontology annotation, cellular component: extracellular exosome. NCBI's taxonomy places the organism in Eukaryota, Metazoa, Chordata, Mammalia, Carnivora, Canidae. The record is from RefSeq and is a predicted model, not a curated record. The transcript has 12 exons. Gene Ontology annotation, molecular function: ubiquitin binding. Bases 631 to 2784 code for a protein of 717 amino acids.
GCGGCGGCAGCGGCGGCAGCGGCAGCAGCGGCGGCGGUAGCGGCGGCGGCUCCGGCUCCUCUCACCGGAUCCGGGCCCCGUGCAGCGCGCACCCGAGGGGGGUCGGGCGGGGAAGCGGCGCCAGCCCGGACCCCCCCGCGGGAGCAGGCGGCGGGCGAGAAGGCGAGGCAGCGGCACACAGGGAGCAGCGGCUGCCGGGAUAGCGCUUGCAACCUUUGCUCAAGUUCUUCACCGUGAAUUUGUUGUGUGUCAGACUGGACAAGGUAUCUUAGUUGAGGCUUCAUUUUUUGAAAAAUUCAAGGGAAUACAUUCCAAGACACCCAGUGGAUCCUCCAAACUGCAGACUACUGCAAAGAAGGUGCUUUUAGAGCUGGAGAUGUGAAUACGACUCCUGUGCCAGAGAUCAUUAAUCAUCCUGAGGAUCCCGCCAGGAUACCACAUUACAUUUAGUCAUCAUGUCUCCUUAGGCUCCUCUUGCUGUGACAGUUUCUCAGACUCAUUGUUUUGAUGACCUUGUCAGUUUUGAGGAGAACUGAUCAGAAAAUGAAUGCGGUGUUAGAAGAUCACUACUAUUGGAAGGCUGGUUAGCAUCGAUUUCCUAACAGAUACUUGACCACCAUUUGUUCUGGCAUGGCGCAAAGCAGUCCGCAGCUUGAUAUGCAGGUUCUCCAUGACCUCCGACAACGUUUCCCAGAGAUUCCAGAGGGUGUUGUGUCUCAAUGCAUGUUACAGAACAACAACAAUCUUGAAGCCUGUUGCCGAGCCCUUUCCCAGGAGAGUAGCAAAUACUUAUAUAUGGAAUACCAUAGUCCAGAUGACAACAGGAUGAACAGAAAUCGCCUUUUGCAUAUUAAUCUGGGUAUCCAUUCUCCUAGUAGCUACCACCCAGGAGAUGGAGCACAACUUAAUGGUGGUCGAACACUGGUACAUAGCUCAAGUGAUGGACAUAUUGAUCCACAGCAUGCAGCAAGUAAACAGCUGAUAUGUUUAGUUCAGGAACCACACUCAGCUCCAGCUGUUGUGGCUGCUACUCCGAACUACAAUCCAUUUUUUAUGAAUGAACAGAAUAGAAGUGCAGCUACUCCUCCUUCACAGCCACCUCAACAGCCAUCUUCCCUGCAAACAGGAAUGACUCCAUCUGCUAUGCAAGGGCCUUCAGCACCGCCGCCACCACCUCCUUCAUACAUGCACAUACCUCGGUAUAGUACAAAUCCGAUUACUGUUACAGUAUCCCAAAACCUCCCUUCUGGACAGACUGUACCAAGAGCUUUACAAAUUCUUCCACAAAUUCCAAGCAAUCUCUAUGGGUCUCCUGGUUCUAUUUAUAUUAGACAGACAUCUCAGAGUUCAUCAGGAAGACAAACUCCUCAGAGUACACCUUGGCAGUCCUCACCACAGGGCCCAGUGCCUCAUUAUAGCCAACGUCCUUUACCUGUUUAUCCACAUCAACAGAACUAUCAACCUUCUCAGUAUUCUCCUAAACAGCAGCAGAUUCCUCAACCUGCUUACCAUUCACCACCCCCUUCUCAGUGUCCUUCACCCUUCAGCUCUCCACAGCAUCAAGUGCAACCUUCCCAGUUGGCCCACCCAAGUUCCCACGUCUUUAUGCCACCCAGUCCUUCAACUACUCCACCCCAUCCAUAUCAACAAGGACCUCCUAGCUAUCAGAAACAGGGAAGCCAUUCAGUAGCCUAUCUCCCAUAUACAACAUCUAGCUUACCCAAAGGAUCCAUGAAGAAGAUAGAAAUUACAGUUGAACCCUCUCAAAGACCUGGGACAGCAAUUAAUAGGAGUCCUUCACCUAUCAGUAAUCAGCCGUCUCCACGAAAUCAGCACUCACUGUACACAGCCACCACACCACCUUCAAGUUCUCCUUCAAGAGGAAUAUCCAGUCAACCAAAACCUCCAUUUAGUGUUAAUCCUGUGUAUAUUACAUAUACACAGCCAACUGGACCUUCAUGUGCUCCAUCACCAUCUCCUCGAGUGAUACCAAACCCAACUACCGUUUUUAAAAUCACUGUAGGUCGAGCAACGACUGAAAAUCUUUUAAAUUUAGUGGACCAAGAAGAACGCUCUGCAGCCCCAGAACCUAUUCAGCCUAUUUCAGUGGUACCAGGCUCUGGGGGAGAAAAGGGAAGCCAUAAAUACCAGAGGAGUUCUAGUUCUGGAUCAGAUGACUAUGCCUAUACGCAAGCCUUGCUGUUACAUCAGCGAGCAAGGAUGGAGAGGUUAGCAAAGCAGUUGAAACUUGAGAAAGAGGAGCUAGAGCGGUUGAAGGCUGAAGUUAACGGUAUGGAGCAUGACCUGAUGCAGAGACGGCUCAGAAGGGUCAGCUGCACCACUGCAAUCCCCACGCCUGAGGAAAUGACAAGAUUGAGAAGCAUGAACAGACAACUCCAGAUAAAUGUUGACUGUACACUGAAAGAAGUUGACCUCCUUCAAUCUAGAGGAAACUUUGAUCCAAAAGCCAUGAAUAAUUUUUAUGACAACAUAGAACCUGGCCCAGUUGUACCACCCAAGCCAUCUAAAAAAGAUUCGUCAGACCCUUGCACAAUUGAGAGGAAAGCCCGAAGAAUUAGCGUGACCUCCAAAGUACAGGCAGACGUCCAUGACACCCAGGCAGCAGCUGCUGAGGAGCAUCUAACUGGCUCCAAACAGAGUCCCCGGACGCAACCCCGCGAUGAAGACUAUGAGGGGGCCCCAUGGAAUUGUGAUAGCUGCACCUUCCUGAACCACCCCGCACUGAACCGUUGCGAGCAGUGCGAGAUGCCACGGUACACUUGAACUUCGAAGAGUCUGCAUCGACUUGAGAGCGAAACUGGGAGCACCCACAAGAAGAAAAGGAAGCCUUGGGAGUCUGUGCAUCUGCCCAGCCUUUUCAUUUCCAAUUCCACCUGGGGAGGAGCAGUGCCCCUGGAGGGCUUGUGCUCAUUCAAGAAAAAUGGGGAGUUCUCUGUGUUUAGUGUUUUUGUUUUUUUCCUUUCUUAACUCAUUGCAGAGUGAGAUAGAAAGGGAUACUUGAAACUGGGAAAGGAUUCACUCCUGAAAGAAUGUACACAUAGAAGUCAAAAGCUCUUCUGUGGAAUCCCAGUUAAAGUUACUGCUGAGUGGCCCUUACUUUAUAAACUAGAACUUUAAAUCAUGGUGUGACAUGUGACAGCUUAUACAGACAAACUGUGAAUUCCUAGAGCAGACUUACCUGGUCAUAGCUCUCUGGAAAACCAAGGUUCCCCAUGCUUCUUCCCGUUGUUUCCUACUGAAGGAGGACAGGAAAAAGCACCCAGAAUAGGACCUUAAUUUUUUUUUUUUUGGGGGGGGGGCAAAAUAAUAAGGGUCUUUGUAAUUGCUGCUUUUUUCAGAGGUAAUUUCAAACACACAAUGGCUUAAAAUGUGAUUUGUAGCAGUCAGGAAUUAGGCAUAUCAUGCCCUUCAUUCAAAAGUACAAUCAGAGGUGAUAAAAUCAUUUUUCUUGUACAAUAAUGCAUCGAGCUAAAUCAACACUGGUAACUAAGACCUAAUUAUGCCACAUUAAUAGAUAUAAUUUUUAAGUUACUGCAUGCUUUUAUUAGGCCAUUGGCUUUAAAAAUAACAAGUCCUUACCAAGUACGAUUUUAUGAAUGACCUUCUCGUAAAACUGCGCUUUGCCAAUAGCACAGUGAAUGUAUGCCAAAUGUAAAUCCAUUCCAAAAUCCAUUCGGAAAUCUUGAGCUCAGCUGUGGUUCUGUAAGAAAUGUUUGCAGUCCAUAGGGGCCUUUUUUCACCUCCUUCCAGUUUUGUGAUGAGUUCACGAUGUUUACAGCACAGUGUUUUGUGCCAGAAUCCUAACUUAGCUGAAAAAACAAAAACAAAACAAAAAAACCGACAUUAGCUGUUCAAUACAGAUUGAUUUGCACACGUUAAUAAACCAGUAUAAGGGAAAUUACAGUUGGCCAAUAUCAUAAAAUAGUACACUGCGUUGUUACUUGGGAAGAAGAGAAGGCUAGUCAAGGGAUAGGAUUAAGAGAAAGGUGAAUACAAAGGACUUUAAAACUAAGAACUGUUUAAAUUUAACAUACUGUAUUCAGAGAUAAUUACUAAGUUUGUUCAGGUGAUACUAAAGCACUCCCUGUUUAUGAAACCCCAACUUUAGGGUAUGAAUAAUGAAGAGAUAGAAAGUCCUGUGACUCCUAAAGGUGUACCACUAGAAAAUUAUUAAUAGGACAUUUAUUUAAGGUCUCUAUCACUGUUGAAUUUCCGUCCUAGCUCAGAAUUGGAUUUUGGAAUCUUCCCAUUACUUGGGUGAAUAUAAACAGCAGUAGAAUCAAGGUUUCUGAUCCUAACGGAUUUUACCAGACGUUUUAAUUUGAGGAAUAUCCACUCUCACAUACCGUGUUCUCCCCCCCACCUCCCCCCGCCCACACUCACACACUCUUGAAGCUGUCAUUGUAUUAUUCUACUUUAGAAGUGAUAUCUGGCAGACCUGGAAAAACAAGCUGCACUUAAUAGUAUAAUGAAACCAAAGGCAUAAUAACUCAUCAUCAUUUUCCAUCAAAAGCAUCUAAUUUCACACUCGACCUACAGCUUUGAAAAUGUUUUUUCCAAUGUGGAAAAUCCACGCCACACCCCACCCCCCCAUCCACUUGUUUCACAAAAGUAUGCGUGGCUAUGUGAUGACACUGAUAAAACAUCUCAUAUAACUGUGAAAAUAAUGGUAAGAAAACAGAUGGGCUUAAAAGCAUUGACCUGAAAACAGCCUUCUUUUAAAGGUUUCUGUGACACUGGUAUGUCUCUCCAGUAGCCGUCUCUCAGUCCUGCUGUUGUGUAAUACGCCAAUGCCUUCGCCUUUGUAUGGUUUCGUAUCUCUCGUGAUGAUCAACCCCACUUGGUAUUAAAUAACAAUUUAGGGGAAAAAUAUAUAUAUACUGCUUGGUGUUCUAGCUAAAGGUUUACCAGUAUUCUUAGAUAUGCUGAAAUGGCAGCAGUUAACUUGGCACUUGUCAGUUGAGAAUGAAAGUAGCAUGUAUGGAAACAGUUGGAUGCUUUAUUAAAAGCAUGUAGAUGACUUUACAACUAUUGCAUGAACAUACAUCCAGGUUAAUAAGCUGUUAACAUACAGUAGAUGCAUGGUUCCAGUCCAUUGGUGAUCUAUCUAGUAACUCAUUAUUUUCACCUGCCAGGAAAAAGAAGAAACCAGUCUCUUUGAUAGGUGUAGAGGGUGGAGUAGGAGACAUCAGAGCUGGGUUUUAAAGAAGUUUCCUAGGUCUUCAUUUCUGGUUGUACACGAGUUUCAUAUGCCAACAUAGGCUGUAUUCAGUUUUUAAAAUAAGAAAAAUUGUUUUUUACACUGACAAAUUUGGUAUGUUUAACUGUGUCCCCAAUAUAGACUUCUUGCCCAUAACCACUUUGUAUAAGAAUACAGUCAACUUUCAAGGUGCCUUUUCAAAAGGAUCUCCUGGUCAGAUUGAUGUGUGCGCACAGUUGGCAUAGAAGCGGGAGGAUAGAAAUCGGGUGCUGCCUGUCUGCUGAGGUACUUAUGCUCUUUGGGUCAGUUGGUGCACUUGGUGUUUUUAGUAAAAAGAUUUUUUUUCUUAAAACAUGACUAGUUUGAUGUAUCUGGUAACACAUAGGCCUGACUAUACAUGUUACACUAUUUCAUGGUUUUGUAAACUGGGUUUUUAGAAAGCACAUUUGCCGUUUUGUUAAAAGUACAUUACCCCUUAACUUUUGGAGUGGGUCAGAAGAGUUUUAAAGUGGGAAUAGAGCCAGCAGCUUUCUAAGCACUGUAAAAUGUUUGGAAUUGACAAUGACCUUGUAUGGGAGAGCAAAGAGGCAGGGGGUUUUAAAGAAACUAAAGAACUGCAUUGUAGGAAAGGUAGUUUUAGAGAAAGGAUGGUGGGGAAAGUGUUGCUAAUUUGUUUAUUUCCCUGAAUGAAAUGGAAAGUGUGAUGAGCAGUUUAAUUUUUUAAGGAGCUGGUCUCAAUUUUAGUACUUUUUAAUUAUUAAAAGAAAUUAUCGUUUCCGUAAAUUUUGUCAUUGUUUUGUCCCAGUUAUCUAGGGUUCAUAUCCAACUUUGUGGCAACUCAAUUUUAUAUAGUAUUUUAAAAGAUAAUUGUAAUGUCUUUGACAGUAUAAGCAAAAAGCAAAGGUAUAAGGCAUAGAAAAAUUGUCCUUUGAAAAUAUCGGUGACAUAUCCUGGAAUGUGAAGAUGUUCCUUCAUAGUUAAAAUUGAUUUUAAUAUUGUAACCACUGUUCAGACUUUGAAUGAAUCCAUGUUACAGUUGUGUGUCUGUAUAUUGGUCGAGUAAGAAAAAUGACCAUUGAAAUGUUACUAUAAAAAAACAGAAUAAAUUCGGCACUGUCUGUUGCACCA